Molecule: messenger RNA, 787 nt
Organism: Rhagoletis pomonella (apple maggot)
Lineage: Eukaryota; Metazoa; Arthropoda; Insecta; Diptera; Tephritidae
Product: ubiquitin-conjugating enzyme E2 2-like
Exons: 3
Coding region: 154-738 (194 amino acids)
Source: RefSeq, a predicted model, not a curated record
UUAACAUGUAUAAGAAAAUUUCAUGGUUUAUUAACAUAUAUUUGUCGUGCAAUCUUCCGGUUCGUGGCGUGGCGCCAAAUUAAAACAGCUAUUUAAUAAAGGUGCAUUUUAGAAUGCUGGAAGUCCAACUUAAAUUUCGAAGUAAACUUAAAUAUGAACAGUAAAAUUAAAAAAAUACGCCUUCCAGUAGAGCUGAAACAACUGCAGAAGAACAGUUCGGAACAUGGAAUCACUUGUGCUUUUGCAGAUUCAAAUGAUAACUCUUCGCAUUUAGUAGCAAAUAUACCGGGACCAAAAGGGUCUCCGUACGAAGAUGGAAUAUUUAAAGUGAGCAUCGUUUUGGGCAGCCAAUAUCCUUUCCAACCACCCACUUUCAAAUUCAUGUCGUCCAUCUAUCAUCCAAAUAUUGACAAUUCGGGCAAGAUUUGCUUGGAUUUAUUGCGUAUGCCACCUACUGGCUCUUACAAUCCUGCUAUUACACUGGAGUCAAUGCUGCUGUCAAUCCAGUUGCUUUUAUCCUCCCCUAAUCCAGACGAUCCUUUAAAUGGCGAAGCUGCCGACUUGUUCAAAACAAGUAGGGAACAAUUCAACAUAAAAGCACGCGAGUUAAUACCCAAAAAUUGUUUGAAUGCCGAAGAUUCAGAUAAGGAGACUGCGACCGACACAACACAGGAUGUCUCCAACAAGUGUGAUGAUACAGUAGUAGGACCAGCAUCAAAGCGAAAUAAACCCUGCUAAGCCCGGCCUCGCAGUUUGGGGGGAAAUUACAAAGCAAGCUGUUGAGGAA